AUGACCUCGCCAACUGCAUCAGCUAACGCUGCUGACAUGGAGUCCCAGUCGGACCUAUCGUCCAUUGGCUCUUCAAUGCCACAGUCGCUCGAGAAUGAACAAAAUACGAAAUCAUCGUUCCCAUAUGAUUCAUAUGAGAGCUAUGCAGAUCAUCUUUCCAAGGUGGACGAGACGUAUGAACGCCUUGUUGACUUUUUCAGGUCACCGCUACCUCAGCCCCGGGUGAGCGACAAGACCUCGCUAGGAACGGUAGUCAUUGUUGAUGAGCUCGGCGGGGAACUCAGGUUCAACGAGUUUCCUCAUAAACCCGAGCAACUAGACAAAGACCAUUCGUCUAUCUUAAAUCUCCUUGAAGAUCGCCCUGCCGAAUCUAACACGAGGUUGAUAUUCAUUGGCUACUACCAUGAUGCAAAGACUGGUGAGAUUGAAGGGGUGGAUCGCAGGAUCGUGGAUGCAGUUGGCAUGAAAUAUCGAGUCCAUCCGGAGGUGUAUAUGAUACAAUUCGGUAUCAUAGGGACUAGAGCAUCAGAUAUCACUUUUCUCUGGCAGUCGCAUGUCAGCGAUUAUUAUCUGAGCUUACACCAUCCUUUAGGGGACACAUCCAUCUACGUUCACGAGAGCGACGACUUGAGGAAGCAAAGAACUGUGAUAAUCGUUGCCUGCAAUGGUCCCAUUGACUAUAUCACCCGCGACCCGAACUUGUUUAGGUCAAAAAUGUUAUUUUUCAACAAGCCAUUCCCAGUCCCCGAUAUCAAAAAAUCAGAUAACCUCAAUGACAUAUACAUCGAUGAUCUCAAACAGUUUAAACCCGAAGAUAUCGCAUUAGCGACUCAAAACCCACUCCUUUACAUCUUACCCUGCGCUCAAAUAUAUUCCCUUUCUUUGGUUUUCGAAACUCAAUCGACAUCAUUGGAUCCUGAAAAUCCCGAUACACUAGCGCAUCGCUCUGACAAUCUGCAGAGGCAAAGUAGCAAUUUCCAGUGCCUAUGGGAAUUCGGGGCACGAUAUCCAACAUCCUCCUUGUCAGAGCUCAUGUUUUCCGUGCUCAAACGCGACUUGGAGAACGAAACUCAGCGGCUACAGGGACAAGUGCCACAUAUCAAUAUGUCUGCGGCGAUUGCAUCCCUUGAGGAAUCAAAGCGCAGUGUCCAACAAAACGAGUCCCUAAAACGCCUGACCAAGCUCGCUUUUAUAUUUGUCCCGCUGACCUUUGUCACUUCUGUUUUCGGCAUGAAUUUGAAUUUACUGGGGACUGGCAAAGCACAUGUGUGGAUGGUCGUUGUCGCAGUGCCCUUGGCCUAUUUACUCGGGUAUGCAGGGCUGGGUUUCUAUCACAUCUGGAAGGCGAUUCGAAGAAGUAUGCGGGUGAUGUUGCGAUUUCUUGGACUAUCCAUGCUCCUGGAUCGUUUAAGAGAAUGGCGAUAA
Messenger RNA from Paracoccidioides brasiliensis Pb18, 1425 nucleotides. RefSeq lists its product as uncharacterized. The transcript is spliced from 2 exons. Gene Ontology annotation, cellular component: membrane. Gene Ontology annotation, biological process: metal ion transport; transmembrane transport. The record is from RefSeq and is a predicted model, not a curated record. Bases 1 to 1425 code for a protein of 474 amino acids. Gene Ontology annotation, molecular function: metal ion transmembrane transporter activity.